AUGCCAAGGAGCACAGAGAACAGUCUUUGCAGGGAUUCAGGUUGUAGCCACCUUUGUUCCCUGACCUCCAGAGCAGAGCUGAUCUUUACAGUGAGCCUGGUGGAACAGCAUCUGAGGGAGCUUAGCCGUGCCUGGAGUCUCAGUAAUAAGGUGCCAAUCUUCCUGGCAGCAAUCCUGGAGUCCCUCACCUGCAGGCUGCUGGAGAUUUCGGGCAAUGAGGCCCAACACAUACGUACUCAGAGGUGCAUUACUCCUGAACUGCUGGACUUGGCGGUCUACAGCAAUAUGGAGCUAAGUGAUAUGUUCCAAUUCAUCACCAUCUCCCAGGUGGCCCCUGCUCAUCACUAG
Molecule: messenger RNA, 348 nt
Organism: Mus caroli (Ryukyu mouse)
Lineage: Eukaryota; Metazoa; Chordata; Mammalia; Rodentia; Muridae
Product: histone H2A-Bbd type 2/3-like
Cellular component (GO): nucleosome
Molecular function (GO): protein heterodimerization activity; structural constituent of chromatin; DNA binding
Source: RefSeq, a predicted model, not a curated record